Messenger RNA from Synchiropus splendidus (mandarinfish), 1363 nucleotides. It is a transcript of the gene glmp, whose product is annotated as glycosylated lysosomal membrane protein. Lineage: Eukaryota; Metazoa; Chordata; Actinopteri; Syngnathiformes; Callionymidae. The transcript is spliced from 7 exons. The coding region runs from base 16 to 1215 and encodes 399 amino acids. The record is from RefSeq and is a predicted model, not a curated record. Gene Ontology annotation, cellular component: lysosome.
CUUAUCAAAACAGAGAUGGCGGACAGACCGACUGUUUACUGCGGUAGAUACUGUUUUUAUAAAACAAUUCUAUGGACUUCAUCGCUCUUGUUUUUAUGCUUCGAUUCGAAUGGCGCUGCCGAGUCCUUCACUCGAAACGUGACUGCGCAGUUGAACCCAGGUAGCCAUGGGACGACAAGGGGCGACCUGCUGCACAUCAGGGCUGUGGGUGGCAACGACACGCUACACUUCCUCUUUUGCAGCCAGGGGGCCCCCACUUUGCUACUAGUUCACACCAACACCAGUACCUCUACUGUCUCUGUAAAUUGGACACAGUUUGAGAGUCUCAAUGCGAGUGGCAGCUUCAAGGUGGAGCCAGAAAACAGUGUCCUGUACAGCUGUGGCCUGGUUUUCAGCAGGCUGCUGGAGUAUGACGAUGUCAACAACACGGCUCAGGUCACCCCUGACCUGUUCCCUCCGUAUGAUUUGAGUAACGUUAGCUGGUCCCGAAUAAGCCUGUCAGACAUGACAGCGCUUCUUUGUGGUGAAAUCAACAACGGUUCACUCUGUGUCCAGCUGUCCUACUUUCAGACUGAGGGGCGUGGCCAAAACUGGCCCCGCCUUCUGCACACUGCUAACACGUCGCAGUUGGCCAUGUGGCUUGAUGGCGUGUUACCUCGGGCGCCGCGCUCCAGGUUUCUAUUGGAGCUGCAGGCUGUGGGUGGUCAGCAGCCUCUGAGUCAAGUGGAGGUGGAACGUUCCAUCGAUGAUGAGUUCACACCCUCCAUAUUCAAGGUGGCUCAGUGGGUGUCAAAGGAGGACAAGGAUGUCCUGGGCUUCGUGCAGUGGAAACCAGUGGCGUACCGUCACACCUCACCAGCUCUGGAGGACGCCACUCCGUGUCGUCACUCAGACCCAGAACGUCAGAGUGCUGAGGCGGCAGAAUCUUCAUCCAGUCUCAUUCAAGCCUUCUACACAGAAAAUGAAGCAACAUAUGGACUAAACGUGAGCUUCGGUCUGGCCGGGGAUCCGUUCUACAACAGCACCUUGUACUUAAGCUGGACAAUGCUGGUCGGUGUGGGCCCACCACCCAGUGAUGGUCUCUCUCCACUGGUUCUGGCUAUUGUAGCGGUUGGCCUUGGGGCACCUUUAGUUCUUCUGCUUGUUGGCGGAAUCUCAGUUUGUCUGCGAAAGAAGGUGACUUCUUCGUCUACUCUUUACGAACCAAUUAAUUAAAGGCUGGAUUGUUUUUCAGAUAUCGAUCAAAGACUCUGUCCGGUGACCUCACCUGACCCCCCGCCCCAUUCUUGCUGGAUGUUUUUAGUCUGAGAGGGGGUGAAAUGUUUUUAAAAUUAAAGAUGUUUUACACAUGUUCCCCGCUCUC